AUGGUCAUUUCUGAAAUCGCUUCGAAUUUCAAUUAUUUCUCGCUGAUUAUUGCUUAUUCUUUUUAUGGUGUGGUUUUCAUUGUUGGAGAAAUCGCUCGACGAAUUGUUGAAAGAUUUAUAUCUCCUGGAAAUGUUUUGCAUUGUUUUCUCAUCGAAGCGAUUGCAACAGCGCAAAUGUGCACAUGUGUUUAUGAAAAUGCCAUUAUUUUACGGCACUACGGUGCUGUUGGUUUCUUUUUUGUGGUGGCAUCGGUACUUUUCCUUGGCGGUUGUGUUAAUCGAGGCGCUUUUAUUUCACCACUUGCACCAAUCGAAUUAUUUUUUUAUCAGACAAUUGGCAUCGAACGUUUUCUUGCUCUAUUAUCAGCUGAAUUAAUUGGUGCAUAUUCUGCCUUUAGAAUUGCACGACAGCUGUGGUAUUGGUCUUUGGAUUUAUCAGUAGAUCAUAUUUUGAACUAUGAAACAUCAACAUUUUGCUCGUUUACCUAUAAAGUGCCUUUCGCUUUGGUUCUUGGAUUUGAAAUAAUCGCAUGUUAUCUUAUGCGAACUAUAUUCAGUUAUGUUUCUGUUAUGAAUUAUAAGCAAUAUUUUAUUCCACCUAUUAUUUCUGCAUUCUUAACUAUCGCUUUGGUGAUUAUUGGCAUUCCUGGUUUAAAUCCUAUCGUGGCUACAUCUCGUUGGUAUGGCUGUGAUGGGCUAACGACCUCUUGGUUUAUUACUGUGUAUUGGACAUGUCCGAUAAUUGGUUGGAUGGCUUCAGCGAUCAUGCAAAAACGUAAAAGUGCAGUUGUAGAGAAGAAAAAGGAAUAA
Molecule: messenger RNA, 810 nt
Organism: Dracunculus medinensis (Guinea worm)
Lineage: Eukaryota; Metazoa; Nematoda; Chromadorea; Rhabditida; Dracunculidae
Source: the annotation of a GenBank genome assembly